AUGACCGCAGCGCCACGGUAUGAGAUCGAACACCAUACCACCAGCAUCCGGGACGAUGAUCGCGAUGCACGCUUCAAGGUCCGCCGAAACGGCAAGGCCUUUUACCCCAAAAUUUCGCCGUCCCAGUUUGUUAACUCUCCCAUGAUGACGGAUAAGUACCUGUCGUAUCUGGAGGUACUCCGAUCAGGCGAAGAGGUCCUUGGUGACAUCUACGACACCGACGUCUACGAAUGGGUCAUGGCCCCAUUUGAGCUACUCUUCGCCGAGCUUGCGCCCAGUCCACCAGGACUCCCAGAGGACGUCAGUAUCACUUUGAAGGAUCAUCUUUUCCCAGAGUUCUUCGUCUUUGCCCUGGAUAUUGUUGCUGAAAAGCUAUGUCCACGUCGUAUCGCAGCAGAACAGUCCCCUCAUCGGCCGUCAUUCGUCCGCUUUGAUAACGACUUCCUUGACGAUCUGGAGACAUGGACAGCCUUCUACGAUCCCGCCGGAAUCAUGUUGAGCUUCAAAGAUGCCAAGGAUGCGCUCUUUAAGCCGCCCAACAAGGUUCUUAUCGAUAACUGCCAGACUGAAUGCUUUUUCAAGCCAUGCAACUUUGUAGUUCAAAUUAAACAGGAGCUUAAAUCCUAUAAGAUAAUUCACGCCGCCGGCUUGGAUUCUCAACUAUACCUAUGUCAUCUGUACGGCGUUGUUAUGGAUGACUCUAGCUUUAUUCUCGGCCUUUUGUUAACUUACAUUGACAACGGGGAUCGCCCAUUGUCUACGAGAAUCCAUCCUGACGAUCCCGACGACCCCCCGGCUGGGAUCAGAGAACGGUGGGUAGGCCAGCUUGAUGAUACCCUCUCAGGGCUGCACAAGGCUGGCAUAGUCUGGGGAGACGUCAAGGCAGAAAACGUUUUGGUGGAUAAGGAUAACAAUGCGUGGAUUUCUGAUUUUGGCGGUGGCUAUACCGAGGGCUGGGUCGAUAGGCAGAUGGCAGGGACUGUAGAAGGCGAUUUGGUGGGUAUGGCUAAGCUGAAGAAACUCAUCUUUCCCUCUUGCUUAUUCCCAAAUCUUGUAUUAAACCAGAACCAUGGUCCAGAACCUAGUCCCGCCAGUAUUACGAAAACAUUUGGUUCCUCUGAUAGAGAUGUCGAAUGGUGA
This is a messenger RNA of Fusarium sp. VM40, 1140 nucleotides long. NCBI's taxonomy places the organism in Eukaryota, Fungi, Ascomycota, Sordariomycetes, Hypocreales, Nectriaceae. The record is from the annotation of a GenBank genome assembly.